Messenger RNA from Westerdykella ornata, 1589 nucleotides. RefSeq lists its product as uncharacterized. The coding region runs from base 432 to 1268 and encodes 278 amino acids. The record is from RefSeq and is a predicted model, not a curated record. The transcript has a single exon. Lineage: Eukaryota; Fungi; Ascomycota; Dothideomycetes; Pleosporales; Sporormiaceae. Gene Ontology annotation, molecular function: protein binding.
AGGCCUCCAGCUUCUUUCAGCGCUUGUUGUGUUCCGGCGGCAACGUCAUGGCGCGAUGGUUACACGAAGUAUAGGCGGCCAUAGUAGUUUUCACAAUGCCCGAGGAAACUACUGAAAACGAACCAUAAGACUGAGGAGAAGCGUUCAAUGGCAGAUUGCCAGCUCUCUCCACGGCUCCUGGUUCUCCAGCGACAACCUGCCGUGUACUUUUAGUGGGAUCGCGCAGAAAAGGAUUCGUCUCAAUACUGAAAUCGAAAUAUUCAUGAGCCAGGAGGCAUUCAAGACGGAGAAAUGGGCUGAUGUGGAACGGUCUUCCUGCACUGGACAUAAGUUCGGUGAACAAUGGCAUCAUGUCAAAGCAACCGAUUUACCUCACGGAACUAUAGAUGGUAAGGAGUACUCCUCUGUCAAUAACUUCGAUGCUUGUUGGGAUGACGGAGCACGCUUCUACGGGGAAAGUGUGGCUCACCUCCGAGCACCGCCACAUACAGUGGCGCAAAACUUUCAGCUCCACCGCUCCAGCAUCUAGCAGCCCACCAUUCACCUCCAAGACAGCUCCAUUAAGCACCAUAAAUCAGAGAGAACCCAUCAUGAAUCCCCCACCGCCACCGACCAUCGACCUCCUCCUCAACCUCAUCGACACCCGCCCCAACUCCAUCCUCACCUCCCUCUCCCAACACCCGCACCUAGCCUCCGCCUCCGACUCCCACGGCUACUCCCUUGUCCACGCCGCCGUAUCCUACAACCAGCCCCAAGUCCUCCGCGAACUCAUCCAAACCUACAAAGUCAACGUAAACCUACUGGACGAAGACGGAGAAUCGCCGUUAUUCGCGGCGGAGAACGUCGCGAUAGCGAAGAGCCUAGUUGAGGACUUCGGCGCAGAUUGGAGGUUGAAGAAUUCAGAGGGGAAGACGGCGGAGGAGAGGAUCGCGGAAGAGGAGGGCGAGGAUCAUGAAGUCGCUAUCUAUCUACGCGGAUUGCGAACUGGGGGAAGCGGUAGUGCAAAUGGCAAUGUCGCCAACGGCGCUGAUGUCCCGGACCUCUCCGGUCUCCCAGGCGGCGUGAAAAUUAAUAUAGACACCAUGGCCGAGGACGAGGUGGGCGAUGCACCAGACCCUGAGAUACGGCGGCGGAUAGAGGAGUUGGCUGCGCGGGACGACUUUCAAACAGAAGAGGGGCAGAGGCGGUUAAGGGAGUUGGUAACGGAGGUAGUUUCUGGAAUGGGAGCGGAGGAGGCUGCCCGGAGUGUGAGGAGGAGGGUGGAAUGAGGGAAGGAGGGAAUUGAGUUUCUGGAUAUUGAGAUGCUUGGCAGUGUGAUGAGAACGCGUACCCCCAGCUUGGGGACGUUCGUCAUUCCAGGGUCGAGGAAAACAAGAUAGCCAUGGGCAUGGGUUGAAGCAUGGCGCCGCGAGGCGCACAUGAAAUGGCCAUGUUGAAGAGAGGUCGACGACCAAGGUCAUAGUCACACGUGGCCACGCGGCAGGACCCAAGCCAUAGGGAGGAUGAAUUGAAGAUGGCAGAGCACAUGCGCGGGAUUGCGCUGUGAAUGGUAUAAGCCAAAUCGAAAUUACAGCAAUUACAGCUUCUGC